Molecule: messenger RNA, 663 nt
Organism: Colletotrichum orchidophilum
Lineage: Eukaryota; Fungi; Ascomycota; Sordariomycetes; Glomerellales; Glomerellaceae
Exons: 2
Coding region: 1-663 (220 amino acids)
Source: RefSeq, a predicted model, not a curated record
AUGUUGUGCCUCGAGGCCAUCGUCGUCUUCACAGCUCUCGCACUCUUUGGUAUGGCGCACCCGAACCGCUUCCGCUCGCGGCUUUGGAGAAAUGGCGGCGAAGAAGGGUGGUGCUCGAACCCAAGGAUGAGGAUAUACUUCUACGCCAACCACGAAGAGCCGCCAGAGAUUCCCUUGAUAUGGAGCCAGAGAUUGACGACCUCCAACACGGCCACUGCAGUCCUCGGAGCCACCGCCUUCUUCGCCCGCCUGACGAUGGCCGCCCUACAAUACGAAGCCCGAUGGACGAACCUCGCGUACGACGCCUUCCUCGCCGCCCUGUGGGCCUGCAGUGCCGCGGCACAGAACGGGCCUGAUCUGACCGAUUCCAAACACUUCUGCGAGAGACCGUGGUAUCUCACCCGAAGCUGUGACGAAGCGUGGCCGGAGAACCGGGGGUGGUGCAGGAUCGCGAAAUGGGAAUAUGCCUGGUCGAUUCUUGCGGCGUCGUUUUACGUCACGAGGAUUGUUGGCGCCUUGGGCUGGUUGGUGUACGAAAAGGGGGAAAGAGAUGGAAGAAAGACGGGGCACAAGAUGUCGGUCUUGUUGGAGGACUGUGAGUGGGAUGAUAGGUGUGGGAACACGUCGGACAAAGACGAUGCUGAAGAGCAUGGCUGGGUUUGA